CUCAACCUUUUUCUUUCCAUGCCUGACUUACAUAUGAAGCUAGGGUUACUUGUGAUAAGUAACACUUUCUCAUCAUUAUUUAUGUUGUAUGGGAUCUUCCAAUGUUUGGGCUGCUGUGCAAAUCAAUCCUCUCCUCAAAUUUGGCUCAUCACAACUCUUGGGCUAACAGAUUAUCAUAGUGCAAUCACCCAACUUGACCAUGGGCUUGUAUAGCGAGAGGUGUUAGAAAUCUUUACACAAGGUCUGCUUUUUUUUUUUUUUUUUUUUUUUUUUUAGGACAAUUACAACUCCAUUACAACUCUCAAUUACAACUCUCUGGCCUCACCUAGUUACUUAGAUACACAUACAAGCUUGGAUCUUAAUAAGAUGUCUUUCCCAAUUACUAUCUUCUGUAAGAAUCUACAAAGGGAGACUUUGGACUCAGUUUAUCUUAUUUGCUUGGCCCUACUGUCAUAAAAAGUUUAAAUUCACAUAUUAUAAAGAUGGUAACAGGAAAAGAAUUCCAAGUUCUCAGACAGAAGAACAAUUAGCCAAGGAAAUCUGCUUUCCAGAGCCAGCAGAUCAAACUUAAAUUCGUUAAAGAUGUCAUGGAAAAGCAGUCACCUAAUGGGAGUUCACAAGUUUCUUCUGUUUGUGACUUUAUUUCUGCCAUAUGGGAUGACAAGUUCUGUUCUAACUGUCAAUGGCAAAGCUGAUAACUAUAUUCUGGAUACUUACCUUGGCGCCUACGAAUCUUUGAAGUGCACUGUUCAAAACCACACCAGAGAAGAAAAACUUCUCUGGUAUCGAGAAGGGGGGACAGUGGAUUUGAAAUCUGAAAACAAAAUCAAUUCCAGCUCUGUCUGUGUUUCUAACGUCACUGAAAAUGACAAUGGAGUCUCCUUUACCUGCAAGCUUCAGAGGAACCGGUCAAUGUCCAUCUCAGUGGUGUUGAAUGUCAUUUUUCUUCCUCUCCUAAGUGGGAGUGACUUCCAAACAGUUGAGGAAGGCAGUGAUGUGAAAUUGGUUUGCAAUGUGAAAUCCAACCCACAAGCACAAAUGACAUGGCACAGAAAUGGCAGCAUCCUGAAUUUAGAGAGUAACAAUCAAGUUCACCAGACAAGCAAAUCUCUACAGCUGUCAAUCACCAAAGUGAAGAAAUCUGACAGUGGAACCUAUACCUGUACUGCAAAGUCAUCUCUGGGUCAGGAGGUGACCAAAGACUUUUACCUCACUGUCAAAGAUAAAGUUGUGACUGUACCAAUAGAACCUAUCAUCGCUGCAUGUGUUGUGGUUUUUUUGACACUGAGCUUUGGACUGGUUGCUAGAAGAAAAAGAAUAAUGAAGCUCUUUAUCAAGAAUAAAGAUCCUCAGGGAGGAACAGCUCUAUGAGAAAGCUGAGAUGCCAUUCAGUACAAGAGCUUUGCCUCAGGACUUCCUUGACUUAUGUAGUCCAUCUAUAUUUAUUGCCAUUAUUAAAUUUGUUCUUUCUAAUUUCUCAAAUAUUAUGAAUAUGUAUAUCAUUAAGCAUGUAACAGUAGAUAUUAUAACUGAUUUGAUAUGUUUACAUGACAUUUUUAUGGAGAAACCUGUGAAGAAUGGAAGUGAGAUUGUUGUUAAGUCUUCUCUUUGAAGCGUAUUUUAAUUAAUUGUAAAUUGUUCUGAAAAUAUUGGUAACUACUGACCAUUUAGAAUAUAUUUUUCUAGCUAGAUUAGCAAGCAUUAGAGUUUCGUAAAUCACUACAAUACAAAAAUUGUGUGUAGGGGGCAGGCAACAUAGAGUAAUGAAUUUUUUUUUCUCAGAUAACAAUUUAUUAUUAUCUGUUGCUAGUACACAGGUAAUUGAACCAUAACUUCUUUCUAUGUGGAUGGGGAAAAAUUAUUUGUAGCCACUCUAUGGGGGAAGCUGUGUGUAUUUAAUCAUCAUCAUCGUGGCAUUUUAGACUCUUGAUCCUCUGCUUAUGCCGUUCAAUUUCUAGUAAUGAAUUUUUUUAAGUUGCCAGGGAAACAUGAAAAUAUUACUUAUUAUCUACCUUCACUGUUGUUUCAUAAAAUAAAUGCUUUUGGUCAAGAAAAGAAAAAAAAAAGAAGGAAGGAAGGGUAGAAGGAAGAGAAAGGACACGGCCUCAAAACAUGAUGCUUCUGUAAAUGGAAUAAAUGUACUAUUAUGAAACA
Messenger RNA from Erinaceus europaeus (western European hedgehog), 2154 nucleotides. RefSeq names its product transmembrane and immunoglobulin domain containing 1 (gene TMIGD1). Gene Ontology annotation, molecular function: signaling receptor binding. The coding region runs from base 583 to 1371 and encodes 262 amino acids. Gene Ontology annotation, biological process: susceptibility to natural killer cell mediated cytotoxicity; detection of stimulus; cell recognition. Gene Ontology annotation, cellular component: neuron projection; plasma membrane; synapse. The transcript is spliced from 7 exons. The record is from RefSeq and is a predicted model, not a curated record. NCBI's taxonomy places the organism in Eukaryota, Metazoa, Chordata, Mammalia, Eulipotyphla, Erinaceidae.